GGAAGUUUCUGAAUGUUUACUUUCACUAUUAAGCCGACGCCUUUAAUUUUUAAGAAUAUGAAAUAUAGACUAGAUCUAGAUCUCGAUCAAGAAUAGAUCUUGACACUAGUCUAGUGACUUGAUUUUUAGAUCUAACACUAACAGCUGAAAAGAUAGACUCUACAAGACUAGAUCUAGUCAAUCUACUUCAAUCUAGACACCAUGAAAUUUAAUUACUCAACUUUGGAAAUAUUAGUUAAGUUGUCUUCCAAACAGCAAAUGUUGGAUCUUUGUGAGCAAGCUUUCUUGUAUAGAAAAAGAAGUCCAGCCCACUUACCAGACAGUCUUGUGCAGUCCUUGUCACAAACACUGUCGAUAUCUAUAAAUGACUCUCGAUCAUGCAUUAGUACUCUGAGCAACCUUCUGAAAACAGCUGUGUUCCAGGGAUCCACUGACCCUCAAGUCAUUGUCGCUUUAUUUCCAAAUGGCUUUCAUAAAAAUUUACGGGAUUUACUUAUGAAAAUAAUCAUUGAAAAUAUGGCUAAAUGGAAAGCAAGUGCAAUAGCGAAUCAAGUUUCCCUUCCUAAACUCUUGGAUUUUGACUGGAGAGUGGACAUGAAGACUUCGUCUGAUUCUGUUGCCAGGAUGUCUGUGCCAACGUGUAUGCUGAAUUUAGAGAUUCAGGAACAACCUGGCAAAAUUCAGCAGACGGCGGGAAUAGAAAAUGUCAGUGUUGAAUUGAGUAAAGAGACUUUGGACACAAUGCUUGAUGGGCUGGGUAAAAUAAGAGACCAGUUAGCUUCAGUGGCCAACAGAUAAAUUGACUUUUGGUUCAGAAUGAUGUUAUUUGAUGAAGAGACUAUUAAAAUGUAAAUUUGUAUUGAACAAAUGAAUAUUGCAACAUUGUGAUUUGAUCUUGCUAAGGGAGAGAAUUGGAUUAUAGUAUUGUAUUGCAGCACACUUUGAGUUGAGAUAGAUUAUGUAUUGUUAGAAUCAAACACAUGGAAAAAACUGUACUGGACUCAAGGUUUUUGUUAUCUUCAUGUUUUUUUCCCUUUUGUUUUGUUAAAGAAUAUUGAUUAUGUCUGUCUGUAUGCCAUAUAUUACUAUGCAGAAAAGUUUCUGCUCAAUACCCAAUCAUCUCCCCUAGAUUUAUAUAUGUUUGAAACAAUGAUUUGUUAUGAUGAUAAAAUAAUAAACUAUGUUAAAAUAA
Molecule: messenger RNA, 1192 nt
Organism: Biomphalaria glabrata
Lineage: Eukaryota; Metazoa; Mollusca; Gastropoda; Planorbidae
Product: COMM domain-containing protein 9-like
Exons: 6
Coding region: 202-798 (198 amino acids)
Source: RefSeq, a predicted model, not a curated record